Molecule: messenger RNA, 819 nt
Organism: Nymphaea colorata (pocket water lily)
Lineage: Eukaryota; Viridiplantae; Streptophyta; Magnoliopsida; Nymphaeales; Nymphaeaceae
Product: leucine-rich repeat receptor-like protein kinase PEPR1
Exons: 1
Coding region: 1-819 (272 amino acids)
Biological process (GO): hormone-mediated signaling pathway
Cellular component (GO): plasma membrane
Molecular function (GO): protein binding
Source: RefSeq, a predicted model, not a curated record
AUGACCCAAGUUGAUGUUUCUGGCAAGUUGGUAUCUGAGAUAGGACUCUUGGCCAAUCUCCAGGAGGUCAACCUCGCCGGAAACAACCUAUCUGGAGAAAUCCCUGCGACGCUUGGUAACUGUACAGAGCUGGUGUACCUAGACCUGUCGAUGAACUUUCUCAGUGGCCCAAUUCCUGAGAGCUUCGGAAGAUUGAAAAGACUAUACUUCCUGUCACUCUACGGGAACUUCUUGAACAAUGGCCUUUGGAGGACUCUAUUUCAGCUUCCGCUACUGGAAACGCCCUACCUGAACCAGAACAACUUCUCUGGCAUAAUUCCAGACAGUAUUGGGAACCUAACGGUGUUGACAAUUGCUUGGUUGAGUGACAAUCACCUCUUCAGUGUCCUUCCCGAAUCGAUUGGCAAUUGCACCCAACUGACAGAACUUUAUCUGUUCAACAACCAGCUAGUUGGUUCAUUGCCCCCGACGUUGAACAGAAUCAGUGGCCUUGGUUAUGCUGAUGUUCACCGGAACAGGUUCAGUGGAAGAGUUCAGAUUGGUGAUGGUGGGUGUGGAAGCUUGAAUGUAUUAAUAUUGUCCUUCAAUAGUUUCAGUGGUCAAAUCCCAAUGCAGUUGGGAAACUGCAGUGAACUCGUGGCAUUAGCCAUGGUAGACAACAGUUUAAACGGCUCUAUUCCCGCUUCCUUCGGCUCCCUGAUGAAGCUCCCGCCUAUUGUCAUUUCCAUAUUGGUUCAUUUUACCUAUGGCAAAAUCUUGUUUCAAAAACUCUUUAUGCAUCUCCAUAUAGUAAUUCAAACAUUACCCAAGGAUUUCUGA